UAGAUGGCGCAUUACGAUGUGAAGCUGUCAAGUGCUAUGUUUGCCUAUCACAGGCAGACACAGCCACCUUCGGUAGCAGAAUUCGCUGUCUAUUGUCACUUCUAUAAUUUAGCAGAGAGAAAUCUCGUCGUUGCCGGGGGAACAGUCAUCAAGGUGUACCGGUUGGUUUGCGAUGGCCUCAACGAAACAGACGACAAGGCAAAACUGGAGCACCAACAGACCUUCAAUUGCUUCGGGAACAUUUCCGGAAUGGAGAAGAUCCGGCUGAACGCCAGCAGGGAUUCCCUACUAUUCGUGUUCAAAGAAACGAAAAUCAGUCUCGUCGAGUACGACCCUGCAACUCAUGAGCUGCAGACGCUCGCUAUCCGGAGUCUCGAGAAAGAAGAAUACAAGGAGGGUUUCUAUAAUUUCGUUGGUAACACUCUCAUCAAAGUUGAUCCUUUGAAUCGUUGUGCAGCCGUGCUAAUCUACGGAAAACAUCUGGCGAUCAUUCCUUUUGUGAAAAAAGAUGCCACCGAUCUCUCCGACCCGAUUGCGUCUUCCAAAAGCACCCAAACAAACACAUCGGGUUUCUUGGAGUACUACACAAUCAGAUUAAUAGAUUUGGACGAGGAGAAAGGUGUCAACAACAUUCACGACAUGACUUUCCUCAACGGGUACUACGAGCCGACGCUGCUGCUACUGUACGAGCCGAUCCGGACCUGGACUGGUCGAGUUGCCAUCCGUCAGGAUACUUGCUCUAUAAUGGCUCUCUCAUUGAACGUUUACCAAAGAGUCCAUCCCCCCGUCUGGUCGUUCAGCGGUCUUCCGUUCAACUCGUUCAAAGUGCUCCCCGUGCCCAAACCUAUCGGAGGCGUCCUUAUUCUCUCCGUGAACGCCCUGCUGUAUUUGAAUCAGUCAGUUCCAGCCUACGGUGUAUCGCUCAACUGUUUCACCGAAUGCAGCACGAGCUUUCCGCUGAAGGACCAAGCGGGACCCCCUCUGACCCUCGAUUGCUGUCGCUGCGAAUUCCUCUCCGAAACAAAAAUUCUAUUGAGCGUUGCCAACGGCGACCUAUACGUUCUGAGCUUAUUCACGGACGGGAUGAGAUCGAUCAAUCAGUUCGAGUUCAAGAAGAUAGCGACGACAACUGUCGCCACUUGCAUUUCCUUGUGCGAACCCGGUUAUCUGUUCGUGGGCUCAAGGAUAGGAAACUCGCUCCUCUUGCGCUACACAGAGAUGGACAGAGUUGAAGUCGAACCAAUCAUCGAAGAGAACCAUAAGGAAGAAGAAGAGGACGCGAAAGAGGAAUCGGAAUCUAAAGAAGAGCCAGACGAGAAAGAGGAAGAGAUAGAGGAAGAGGACGAUGUCCCGGGCGUGGACAAAGAAGUUCCAGAAGAGACCGAGAGCCAAACUGAGGAGCCCAAAGCCAAGAGACUCAAAGCCGAUCAAGAAGAGGAGGUUCCACAGCCCGAAGUCGGAGCGGCACCAGAGGAGGAGAUCGCCGAUGCCGCCGCCGCUACCGCGCAAGAUUCCGACGUGCCGCCGACCGAUCCCGACAAUAUCGAUGAAUGGGCGGCGUCGAAUGUCAAUCUGAUCAAGGAUCUUCACGAGCUCCGUGUAUAUAAUCAAAACUGCGAAGCCGACUGUCUCGGCACAACCUGCUAUAAGCUCGAAGUCACCGACCGCUUACAGACUCUAGGACCUGUCACGAAGGUGGCCAUGGGCGAGCCAGCAUUCCAGAGUGAGCUCUCUAUGAAAACGGACACAGAGGUUGAAAUUUUUGCUGCCUGUGGUCAUGAACGCAGCGGAGCCCUUUGCGUCCUACAACGCACGGUGCGACCCCAAGUCAUAACGACAUUCGAACUGCCGGGCUGCACGGAUCUGUGGACCGUGAGGAGCAGCUCCACAAGAUCACCGGACGUCGAUGAAGAUUCCCACCAGUUCCUGAUACUUUCCCGACCCGACUCAACUAUGAUUUUGCAAACAGGACAAGAGAUCAAUGAGUUGGAUCACAGCGGCUUCUGCACACAGUCCCCGACGAUUUUCGCCGGGAAUCUAGCCGACGGACGGUACAUUAUCCAGGUUUGCCCGAAUAGCGUACGGCUCCUGGAGGGUGUCAAGCAGCUUCAACAAGUUCCAAUUGAUGUCGGAAGCCCUCUGGUGUCCGCAUCGAUUGCUGAUCUCCACGUUCUUGUUAUGUCUCAGGACGGACUUGUGAUACAAUUGACUUUGAGGGGCGACGACACAACAGGGUACAAGCUUUCUGUCCUGAAACCUCAAUUUCCCGGAGCGAAGUCAAAAAUUACAGCGCUGUGCAUUUAUAAAGACGUUUCCGGGCUCUUCGUCACGAAAAUCCAGAAGCCCGAAGACAUUGCGAAACCGAAAACAGAAGCAAAAACCAAAGUCAAAACCGAAGUUGCGAAGAAAGUCUUGCGUAGCGCAGAUUUCGACGACGAGGACGAGCUCCUAUACGGCAGCUCCGUGGACAUCAAGGAUCUUGUCGCAGGGGGUUUGAAUGCUGCAAACAUAGUUCCGACAACUCAAACGAAAGAUACAGCCGAGGAGGAAGAUUAUGAAGAAAACGUGCGGAAAAUCGCUCCCGUGGAGCCGACGUUCUGGGUUUUCCUCGCGAGGGAGAACGGAGCGCUCGAGAUCUAUUCGUUCCCAGAUUACAAAUUACGGUACUUUGUGAAGAAUUUCCCUCUUUGUAACAAGAUCCUGCAGAACGCCGCCGCGACCGGGCAAACGACGUCCGCUUCGACGAGCGAGGCUCAACUGCCAAAGGUCAUGGAGAUCUUCGUUUGUGCACUCGGUAUGCACCAGUCACGACCGCUCCUGUUCGCGAGAGUGGACUCGGAACUCCAUAUAUACGAGGCGUAUCCCUUCGUCAACCAGAAAGAAGGUCACUUGAAGUUGCAGUUCAGGAGGCUCCAACACGCGGUCACCAUGGAGCCAAGACGCGUGUACAAACAGAAAGAAGGCGAUCCCACGCUUAGUUUACGGUGGAUUCGAGCCUUCCAGGACGUCUGUGGUUACAAUGGCGUUUUCGUUUGCGGUAGACGUCCGCAUUGGAUUUUCCUGACGGCACGGGGAGAAUUGAGAGCUCAUCCGAUGCUCAAUGACGGGCGAAUAUACUCAUUCGCGACAUUCCAUAACGUCAACUGUGAGAAAGGCUUCCUGUUCUUCAACAAAUAUGGUGAACUGAGAAUCUGCGCCUUGCCGAGCUAUCUCAACUAUGACGCGCCGUGGCCCAUGCGUAAGAUUCCGAUAUAUGAGACCCCGCACUCAGUGAAUUAUCAUGUGGACUCCAGAACGUAUUGCGUCGCCACGUCGAAGGAGGAAACCGCAACAUGUGUGCCCAAGCUGGCCAACGAAGACAAAGAGUUCGAGCCGAUCGAACGAGAGAGCAGCCGAUUCAUUCCACCCACGGUGGAUAAAUUCGCGCUCGAACUGUGGUCACCUGUUUCUUGGGAAGCUAUUCCCAACACGCGGAUGCCCAUGGAGGACUGGGAGAAGAUCACCUGCGUUAAGAACGUGAUGAUAGCCUCGGAGGGCACCACUAGCGGAGAGAAAGGCCUGAUAGCCGUCGGCACGAUCCAUAAUUUCGGUGAAGACAUCACUGCCAAAGGAAGGAUUUUGCUCAUAGACAUUAUCGAAGUAGUACCCGAACCAGGACAGCCUCUCACCCGGAGCAAAGUCAAAACCAUCCUCUCGAAACCUCAGAACGCCCCCGUCACUGCCCUGUGCUCCGUCAAAGGACACCUCAUGGCAGCUGUUGGUCAGAAACUAUUCCUCUUCCAGUUGAAGGAUAACGACCUCGUGGGGAUGGCUUUCCUGGAUACACAAAUCUACAUACUUAGCGCGAUCUCUAUCAAAAGCUUCAUCUUGAUCGGAGAUGUUCACAAGAGUAUAACGCUCCUCCGAUACCAGGAGGAAUCGAAGACCCUCGCUGUUGUGUCCAAGGACACGAAACCCGUUCAGAUUUAUUCAAUAGAAUACUUGGUCGACAACUCCCAGAUGGCUUUCCUCGCUACCGACGCUCAGUGCAACAUCCUGGUGUAUAUGUAUCAGCCCGAGAACAGAGAAACAUUCGGUGGUCAACGCUUGAUACGGCGAGGAGACUUCAAUAUCGGGUCGCGGAUCAACACCAUGUUCCGAAUCCGAUGCAGACUGGCCGAGGUUCCGCGAAGCGAACGAAGGCUGCUCAGCGAUUUGGAAGCUCGGCAUGUGACCCUUUACGCUUCCCUCGACGGCGCCUUCGGCUAUCUGCUCCCGAUCUCGGAAAAAACCUACAGACGUUUGUUGAUGCUUCAAAACGUCCUGAACUCAUAUUGCCAGCACGUGGGAGGUCUCAACCCAAAGGCUUUCCGCAUCAUGCAAACUGAUGUCAGAGCCUUGAGUAAUCCACAGAAGAAUAUUGUGGAUGGCGAUCUCAUCAACGUCUUCAUGGACCUCAACUUCAACGAGAAGGCAGAAGUGGCAAGGAAGAUCGGGACGACUGUUCAUCAAAUCCAACUAGACCUUGCAGAAAUUGAGGGUCUCACUUAUCAUUUCUGAUUCGAACGGGAAUGGUCGAAAUCUAUUGAUGGACAAGUGUAUAAACUCUUUAGAGGAGCUUCCGGGCAAGAUGACCGGAAUCCACUAAUGUGUACUUUGUAAUAUGGAACUCUAGACAUUUGAAGAAUCCA
Molecule: messenger RNA, 4670 nt
Organism: Galendromus occidentalis (western predatory mite)
Lineage: Eukaryota; Metazoa; Arthropoda; Arachnida; Mesostigmata; Phytoseiidae
Gene: Cpsf160
Product: cleavage and polyadenylation specificity factor subunit 1
Exons: 8
Coding region: 4-4539 (1511 amino acids)
Cellular component (GO): nucleus
Molecular function (GO): nucleic acid binding; protein binding
Source: RefSeq, a predicted model, not a curated record